AUGGCUUUGACAUGUCCUGCUGAAGCAACAGAACAUCAUCAAUAUAUUACUGAAUUGAAAACCAUUAGCAAAUAUUACCCUGAAUGCCAAGAACUCACCACCAGUGAAACAUUUCUCAGAUCUUCAACAAAACAAGCUAAAAUAAACCAUGAAAGACAAUUGCUUAUGGAAGAAGAAAUGUUGUACUUUGACAAGAUAGGCUUUCUUUGUCUUUGUGAUACUUCAUUGACCAUGUAUAGAAGUCAGCUUAUGGAAUAUAACAGAAAUGUAUCAAAGAAACCAUUAGUUAAAGUGAAAAGAAUACAUAUGAAGCAUAUCACAGAGAAUAAAUCUUUAGAAGACAGUAGCAUACAUGAAGUUGACAGCUCUAAUUGUAUUUCUGAAGGCAAGUAA
This is a messenger RNA of Entrophospora candida, 393 nucleotides long. The record is from the annotation of a GenBank genome assembly. Lineage: Eukaryota; Fungi; Glomeromycota; Glomeromycetes; Entrophosporales; Entrophosporaceae.